Molecule: messenger RNA, 3193 nt
Organism: Austrofundulus limnaeus
Lineage: Eukaryota; Metazoa; Chordata; Actinopteri; Cyprinodontiformes; Rivulidae
Product: coenzyme Q-binding protein COQ10 homolog B, mitochondrial
Biological process (GO): cellular respiration
Cellular component (GO): mitochondrion
Molecular function (GO): ubiquinone binding
Source: RefSeq, a predicted model, not a curated record
GUAUUCCAUGCAGGAGAUCUAUGACGUAGUAGCUGGUGUGGAAGACUACCGUCACUUUGUUCCCUGGUGCAAAAAGUCUGACUUGGUGUUCAAACGUUCUGGUUUCUGUAAGGCCAAACUGACUGUGGGCUUUCCCCCUGUGGUGGAGAACUACACAUCCCUCAUCACAACAGUACGACCUCACCUGGUCAAGGCGUCCUGUUCCGAUGGGAAGCUCUUCAACCACUUGGAGACGGUUUGGCGUUUCAGCCCGGGCCUCCCUGGCUACCCUCGAACCUGCACUGUGGACUUUGCUAUCUCCUUCGAGUUUCGCUCUCUUAUUCACUCUCAACUUGCUCACAUCUUCUUUGACGAGGUGGUGAAGCAGAUGGUUUCUGCGUUUGAACGCCGCGCCUCCAAGGUCCACGGAGCAGAGACGCCCAUCCCCCGCGAGCUCAUGUUCCACGAGGUCCACCACACGUAGCAGCAGCCGGCCCGGCACCACAAACAAGUAAACACAACACCAAAGAGACAGAGCACCCUACCUGUGCUCCAGGUGAAAACUGCAGUGCCUUCCCUACAACAAUGAAAGUUUUUCCAGCUGAUCCGGCAGCUGAUUGUCACUUUGGUGCUGAACACCCCAGGGUCAGACCCUCCAUCUGCACCUGGUUUUGAACUCACAUCUGUAAAAAGCAGCUGCUGUGACGUCCCCACGCCACGUCGGCCCGUUACUCUCCUGAACACCAAGACAAAGCAGACCAUCAACGUGCAGAGUAGAUCGUUACAUUAUUUGCACAAAAGUUCAGACAUUUAACGUCGACGAUUCCAAACAUGCUGUCACACAAAGGGCAUCGAAAAAUCCAGCUGAAACCAGAAAAUGUAGAGCAGUUACUCAUUUACUUAUUCUUUCCUUGCUAAAUAAUUAUCUACAUUUAUUAAUACAAUUUUAAGGGUUUAAACAAACAGGGAAACAUUUUCUGAUUUCAGCUUUGAAAUAAAAGGAUUUGAUGCUUGUUGAAUCUUGAUUAUGUUGCCCAAUUUGUUAAAAGAAGCUGAGGGAAAUUUUAUUGGGCAUUUGUGUUUAUUUUAAGAAAGAAGGAGCUGGUUUUAUUUUGUUCACUAAAAACAUGUCCUAAUCUCUGGCUCAAUUUAUAUGUGAAGCAUAUGAGUUUAGAAAUUUGUUUUGUUAAAGUUCAAAUACAGAAAGUGGAAAUAAAUGGUAAAAAUGACACCCAUUAUGAUAAGUUAACAUAAUUAGCAUGGAGCCCUAUGAUAUGACUAAUAUAAUCUUAGGAGGUAAGAUGGUUUUUACAAUAGCUGAUACUGCUAAUAAUGAAUGAUUAUUAACAUUCAAAUCAAUCCAAAUGAAACUAUCAAAACAAACUGGUCCAUAACAGCACAUAAUCAGUCCUAGAGUCCAGGUCCUGCUCAGGGCCAGCUGAAACCUGCAUUUUUGGCGCAAAAACAAACUUUAAAGUCAUUGUCCCACUCUGAGCUCUCAUCGGGCUUUGUCAAGUUAUUGACCCUUUGCACCCACGUGACAAAGUCACAUGACACCGGCAUGUUGGACGGCAGAAGGCACAGAGCGGUGUAUUGAAUUGAAUGGCAGUGAUUAUUUUUUGAAGUUUUUUUUGUUUUGUUUUUGUUUUUGCCAUGGUUUCUACUUGUUCCAAGUUUAGAUCAUUUAUCCAUGGAAGUCGCACACCUAGUUGGGGCUCACAGACAGCGUUAUUUACAGAAGUUGGACAUAGCUAGCUUAGAAAUCGACCCAUUUCUUCUCCCUCCGGAUGUGUUUGUUAGGUUCUCAUAAUGGCCAAGGUAAGACUUGCUUGUUAAUGCUAAURUAUUUUAAUUUGCCGAUUCCAUACGUGAUUCUACAUGUUUUUCAAAGCGACCUCUGUCUGACGCUCGUGUUACAUUAGCGUCUGCUUCCUGAGAUCCCACUUAGCAGAUAUACUAACGUUAGUGUGAGAUCUUAUGAAUCCAGUCAGAGAUGCUUUCUUACUAAUUUUCUUCAUCAGAUCUUCUUUCUGAGCAGUGCUUUCUCCACUGUGUGACUGGUUCAUCGCCGUACGGCUGGAUGGCUUUAGAGCCGACGACAGCUAGCAGGCUAGCAAGCUAGUAGCUUCUCUUCAUGUUAAACAGCUCCGGGUUACAACAGCGCUCUGAGCUGCGCUUCUUUCUGUUCGAUAUUUAGCUGAAAUGAUCCAUUCCCAGUUAAAUUAAAAAGGUGAACAGUGAUGAUCAGCUGGUCUGAUUUUAUGACCUGAAUACUCAACUUGUGUUUACUCCUUCAACGUGGGGAAAAAAAAUGAUAAAAGUUUCUCCGACGACCUUUCACUACUACACUGAUUCAACAUUGAGUAAAAACAACUGUUUUUCCAGCUAUCACUGUUGUUUAUAUCUUCAUUAUGACCCGGAGUGCUGCGGGUGGGCAGACGGAGAGAUUUUAAUAUUUUAGAACCCGCAGUGCAGCAGUCCGAAACCAGAGAGACACUCCGGUCCACCGGCGGACUGCGCAGCAUCUUAAGGCUACGAUAAAAGGACAAGUUUGACUUGUUUACUUGUCUGUUUGUGCAGCCGACUGCGCAGCAGCUGAAGACCAUUUUUACAGCUAAAUCAACAGGGGGGAAAGAACGAUAUUAGGCUACCAACUGCCUGAUUCUCCUCUAGCUCAAUAGUAGCUUAUGGACGCGUGAUUGCUUCUGCCAUCCAACAUGGAAAAAAGGAGCGGUCUUCUGAGGCGCGUGACGUCACGUGCAAAGGGUCAAUAUGAAGAGAAAGUGGAGCACACAGAGCCCCCUGGGGCUCACAGAGAAAAUCAAAUUUCAGGUCAUAAGAAUUCAGUUUAUUAAACUGAGCACCGAUUCAAAGUGAGUUUCCUGAGUUGUUAUUCUGGACACAGUUUUAAUAACAAACUUUAUUUUCUCUUACAGCAUUAGAUCAAUGUUUGGAUUAAUUAACAUUUAAAUGUUGGACAAAUCCUUAUUUCCAGGUUCACUAACUUGUAAACAAGCCAUCAAUCCUUCAAACAAGCAGACAGGGCUGUACRGUCCAGUUUGAAUCAAAACAAGACAAACUCUGAACUGAACAUGUUUUAAGGGCAAUCAAGACAAUAAUGUGUGUAUAAUUUAAAAUAUAUAUAUAAAUGUGCAUUUCUAGUUUAACUGUUGGCUUGACAUUAAAACGAGAUAAAAAUGUCGAUUUAUUCAUU